AUGGCUGCUCGGCGCUUGUUGGCGCAGGCCCUGCCAGGGGCCCUCCGCAAAGAGGAUGGCGAGGAGAGACGACGCCGCACCUCACGCUCUCCGGAGGGUGGGCUCAUCCUGCGGCCGCGCCCGGGCAUGGAAGACCGCCGGUCUGAAAGCUCCGAGGGCAUCAAGGUGACACUGGCGCCCAGAGCGCGUGCACAGCCCUCAUCAGCUAUAACACUGCGGCGGCGAGACUCCAGGGAGGACGUGCCGCAGUCUUCCACCGUCAGCCUCAAGGCUCCGGUGCGAGCUAGGCUUUCCCGACGGGAGCAGCCAGUCGCGCGCCUACAGCCAUGGGACGACAGGCAGCGGAGGGUGAUCCAGGAGCGAGGCGAGGGAUCAGAGUCCGAGUCGGAGGAGGAGGACACCGAGCAACCCCCCCGAGAUGUCGAUGUGGAGACUGGGGAGUCGGAAGAGUCAGAGCAGGAGGAUGCAGAUGUGGAUCGGCCUGUAGACGUUGACAAGGACGACGAUGAAGAGGACUCAGAGUCAGAGGAGGUGCUGGAGAUGGAUGGCGCGCGGGAUCCGGACCAGGAGAGAAGAAGGCACCAGCCUGGGGUUGCCGAGCUCUGGAGGCAAAAAUCUGGCCCGUCGUCUCCGAUCCGACAAGUGCGGGCAAGCCCGGCGCCAGCCAGGUAUGCAGCGGUGGAGAGCUACAGCGAGGGGGAGGAGGAUGACGAAGUUGGCGCCGUGGAAGUCAAAGCUGACAGCAUUGAUGAACUUGAUGAUGAGGAGCAGGAGGAGGAAGAUGGCGAAGACGAUGAAGACGAGGAGUCAUCGUCCAGUUUGCCUGCGAGGGCACCGCUUCCACGUUCCAAAGCAAAAGACAAGAAGGAGGACGAGGAGAGCCGACACCGGCUGGAAGCAGCUGCAGCGGCCGCGAAGGCAGCCGAAUCCAAGAAGGGCCGCAAGGAGAAGCGGCCAAAGACAGCGGCAACGCCGGAGAGCGAAGCAAAGCCAAAGCUCGAGGAGAGGUCGCGGAACCAUGAUGGUGGCUCGAAGGGCAAGCACAGCGAGGCGCGAGGGGAGGAGAUUCUCAGAGAGAAGGAGAAGCGAAAGUCCAUGGAGAAGGACACUGCGCAGAAGGAGAAGGAGCAGGAGCAUGCCCCAAAGAAAAAGAAGAAAGCGAAAGACGCGGACGCAGCCAGGAAGGACACCUCCCGCAAUGAUCUUUCUUCUGCACGAGAGAGAUCACAGGAGAAGGUGCUGACAGCAACAAGGGAUAUUUCUCAGAAGGUGAGCAGAAGAAAGGAAAAGACUGAAAAGGUCCGUGACGACAGGAGCCGACGGAAGGAACGCAAUGAGGCAGCAGACCAUGAAGAUAGUAGAAAACAAGAUCAGGACCAGGCUGUGAAGCAACGGAGAGAGAAGGAUCGCGAGGAGACAAAGAGGCGUGAGGAGGAAGACCGUCGCGAGAAGGAGCGCAAGGAGGAGGAGCGCCGACGAGAGAGAGAACAAGAGGAGGAAAGAAGGCGUGAGCGAGAGCGUGAAGAGGAGCGGCGACGUGAGAAGGAGCGCGAGGAGGAGAGGCGACGGGAGGAGGAGCGGCGGCGUGAAAAGGAGCGGGAAGAGGAGCAGAGGCGAGAACGUGAGCGUGAGGAGGAGAGACGACGAGAAAAGGAACGGGCAGAGCGCGAGCAGGAGAGGAGGCGAGAACAGGAACGGGAGGAGGAGAGGAGACGGGAGAAGGAAAGGGAGGAGGAGAAGCGCAGGGAGAAGGAGCGAGAGGAGGAGCGGCGCCGAGAAAAGGAACGCGAGCAGAAGAGGCGAGACAAGGAGCGUGAGGAGGAACGGAGGCGUGAAAAGGAGCGAGAGGAGGAAAGGAGACGUGAAAAGGAGCGAGAGGAGGAAAGAAGGCGAGAAAAGGAGCGUGAAGAGGAACGGAGGCGGGAGAAGGACCGCAAUGAUGACAGGCGCCGAGACCGGGAUCGUGAGGAUGACCGAAGGCGCGAGUCCGGUCGCGAUGACAGACGGAAGGACAAGGAUCGAGAGGAUGAUCGCCGCCGCGACAAGGACCGGGAUAAUGAACGGCGAGACAAGGAUCGUCAUGAUGAUAAGCAUGACAGGGAUCGUGACAAAGAUCGAGACAAAGACAAGGACAAGUACCGCGAAAAGGAUCGAGGUCGCGAUAGGGAGCGAUCGCGCGACCGAGAGCGGGAGCGAGAUCGAGACCGCGACAAGCAUGAGCGGGACCGCGACCCCCGCGACAGGGACCGCUCUAAGCAAAGGGAGCGAGAUCGUUCCAAGCAGCGUGAGAGGGAGCGAUCAAGGCCAAGAGACAGGGACAGGGACAGAGACAUCAGGGACCAAGAUCGCGACAGGAACCGACAAAAGGACAACGAACGCGACACGAGGGACAAAGAAAGAGCAAAGGAAAGAGAAAGAGAAAGAGAACGAGAAAGAGACAAGGAUCGUGCCAGAGAAAGGGACCGAGACAGAGAUGCGGAGGACCGAAGGAAGAGGGAAGGCCAACGCCAGGAGAACGGCGGCAAGGCACGUUCCGUGACCCCUCUUCCAGGGCGGCCUCAGCCGCCCCCAGCCUCGGAUGCUGAUGGUGCAGCCUUUCCACCGCCCCUGCCAACAUCCGAGCGCAAGGGACUCUACGACCCCGAGCGCCCUCCAAGCUCCUCACCGGCUCCUCCUGUGGGGCCCGGCAGGCAAGAUGGCUCGUCCUUGACCUUUGCCAAGCCGACGACAAGGACCCCGCCUGCAGGCCCGGCCCGUCGUCCGAUCCUCAACCUCAGCUCCGACAGCAGCAGCGAGGAUAGCGCCAAAGACGCCAAGAAACCGCCAAAGCGCCAGCGGAAAGGCUCCGAUUCUGAUGAACAGUCAGGCCAGAGAGUAUCGAGGCUCUCACGCCACACCCGCGUCCGAGCGUCAUGCAUGCAGGAGGAGUGA
Molecule: messenger RNA, 2931 nt
Organism: Symbiodinium natans
Lineage: Eukaryota; Dinophyceae; Suessiales; Symbiodiniaceae
Source: the annotation of a GenBank genome assembly